This is a messenger RNA of Morone saxatilis (striped sea-bass), 1500 nucleotides long. RefSeq names its product chloride intracellular channel 2 (gene clic2). The record is from RefSeq and is a predicted model, not a curated record. Gene Ontology annotation, molecular function: chloride channel activity. The coding region runs from base 266 to 1000 and encodes 244 amino acids. Lineage: Eukaryota; Metazoa; Chordata; Actinopteri; Moronidae. Gene Ontology annotation, biological process: negative regulation of ryanodine-sensitive calcium-release channel activity; chloride transmembrane transport. The transcript has 6 exons.
AAAGUAUGUUAAGAGCGAUAGCCUCCAAGGACCCCUCACACAAAACACAACCAGCCGCGAGUGUUUCACUUUCUCCUGACAUCCACGACCACAGAGACACUUAAAACCAGACCAGCACUUGUUCAAGAGCAGUAUUAUCAGCGUUCUUCUCUUCAGCUCUGGGGAUUUUUUGGGGUGCCGUGAACAACUGACUGAAAGACAAGCUUUGACUCAAGCAAGUAUUUGGGAUUUUAAAAAAGUGAAUUAAACUUUUUUUGGGGACAACAUGGCACUUCGGCAGAACUCUGACAAGGAGCCAAGCAUCGAGUUGUUCAUUAAGGCUGGACAUGAUGGUGAAAAUGUGGGGAACUGUCCCUUCUGCCAAAGGCUCUUCAUGGUGUUGUGGCUGAAAGGAGUCAAGUUUACAGUGACCACUGUUGACAUGAGGAAGAAGCCAGCUGAGCUCAAAGACCUGGCCCCAGGGACGAACCCUCCUUUCCUCCUCUACAACGGCACCCUCAAAACAGACUUCAUCAAAAUCGAGGAGUUUCUCGAACAAACAGUGGCCCCUCCCAGGUAUCCUCAUCUCAGCCCACUAAACAAAGAGUCCUUUGACGUCGGCGCUGACAUUUUUGCAAAGUUCUCUGCUUUCAUCAAGAACAGUCCAAAUAACGCCUUCCAUGAGAAAAACCUCUUGCGGGAGUUCAAGCGCCUGGAUGACUACCUGAACUCCCCCCUCCCCGAGGAGAUCGACCAUAACUCCAGAGAAACCAUCACCAUCUCCAAGAGGAAGUUCCUGGACGGCGACCGCCUCACCUUAGCUGACUGCAACCUGCUGCCCAAACUGCACGUUAUUAGGAUUGCUGCCAAGAAAUACUGCGACUUUGAAAUCCCUGCCCAGUUCACAGGUGUGUGGCGAUACCUUCAGAACGCCUAUGAGAGGGAGGAGUUCAAACAGACGUGUCCAGCCGACAUUGAAAUUGAAAAGGCUUACUUCAGCGUGGCUAACAAGAGGAAGUAAACCUGUGAUUCUCUGUAAUUAAAGUCCUGUUUUCACCCAUCAUAUCCAUUCAUGUAAAGAUGGUGAUCUGUAGAGGGUGCUACAACCUCCAUGAAUACACUGUGGCAAUGAAUCAGACACUAUUCCAUCUUAAAAACUUGAUGUACUUGUAAGAUUUUGGGACAUUCAAAAAGCAAAUUGUUUGGUUGUAUGUACUGACUAUUUAUCCAUAGUCACUCGCAGAAAAAUGGUGUGUUUAUUCAACAGUGAAAAGGCCAAAUGUGCAAUUGACUGUUUAUGUUUUUGUUUAUAGUGUAAAUAUUGAUAAUUUCCCAUGCUUUUUAUGAUCAAAACACCCUUAUUAAAAUAUGAUUGUGCUAGUGUGAGUAUUAGCUGCAAAAACCUUAACAAACAGUUCGUUUUUAUGCAAAACGUAAAAUCUUCUACUAACCCUGUACAAAUACAGUUUAAUAUGAUUAAAUUGCCGCCUCACUGUCAAUUAAUAAAAAAUAUCAAAUUUA